UGACAAGACGGGUCCAUUCAACAGUGUGUUGUCGAGGAAAAGUAAUGGGGAGGAAAUGUCCAACAGAGAAAGAGACAAGGGUUGUGAAGCUGUUUCCGACCUUGAAAUCACUUCUACUAGUGGAUAUGAAGAUGAUAACAUGGUAAUGGGAAGUUCUUUAGCUCAGAGUCCGGACGUUGAAGACGCUCAAGGGGAUCUACAAAGUGGGUUACCUUUUGACAGUAGUGGAGGUUUUGCUAGUGAUAUGUCGCCUCGUCGUUUAUCAAGUGAGAUAGUGUUUUCCUCUAGUUCUAGUAGGAGAAGGAGAAGUGGCCUGAAGAGUCGGAGAUUUGAUAGUCAAUCCAUAAAGCCCCAGACUUCUCUCCAGAGUUGUCUUAUGGCCCAGUUGUACGAAGAAUGCGAUGAAAGUGAAGAAUAUGUGCGCAAUUCAUUGGUCAAACCACGUUUGAGGCCAUUUCUUGUCACUGAUGGAAGUAGGAUAAUCAGCACAGCACCGUGUGAAUCCCUCACUGUACCAAUUGGAACAUCAGGAGGGGAACGGUGGGUAAGGAAGGAUGGGUACUCACAAGUAAAUUCGACUGUAUGUGGCAUUCCCGCACUGCCUAAUAUCGAACCUGCAGAGUUUGGGAAGAGAGCUAAAACUAGAGAGAAACAGAAGCAUGGGUUUGAAGGAAUUCAGUCUAGCAAAGCUUCCCAUGGAACAUCCAACAGGUCUCUUCUUUUCUACUUCGGGCUAACGUUGGGUGUAGUAUCUUCUUUCAUGGCAAACAAACAAGAAGUCGAACAGAUGAAAAGCUUGUUGAAGCAGAAUGAGAAUCUGGUCCAAGAUCUACAGGAGGAACUUGAGAUGAAAGAUUCCUUAACUGUAAAGGAGCUUGCUACAGAUAAUUACGAAUCAAAUGAUGUACAUAAUGAUUCUUGCACCGAUGAUACUGUGCUUCCUUCAUCUCUCAAAGAGAAAUUUGAUGAAGAAUCUUUCCAUGAGAAGCCCGAGGAGCAAUCAUUAUAUGCAAUCGAAGCAGAGCUUGAAGUGGAGCUGCAGAGAUUGGAAUCAAGCAUGAACUCAUCCAGUUUGGAAGGGAAACUUUGCAAUCUAUCAGGGUUUGAUCCAGACUUUGUAUCAGAUUUUCACGAGGGAAAGUUAAGGUCUCGCUCGUUUGCUGCCGAGUUUCAUGGUAAGAGUGAUGAAAGCCGAAGCUCCACCCCACGCUCUUGCCCCUAUCCAGUGUCCCCUAGAGAGCUGAGUUUGCGUCUGCAUCAAGUCAUCCAAUCAAGACUAGAAGAACGGAUAAAGGAGCUUGAGACGGCGCUUCAGAACAGUCAGCAAAAGUCGAAGUACAUGGGAUCCAAGCAUGUCCAUCCCUGGAGGGAGCUAUCAGGCUCCGGAACACGAAACUCUUCUACACGCGACAGCCCAAUUGCUAGAAACGGACACGAGUCCAAGGAUGAACCAGUCGUCAUCAGUCUAUCAGGGGAAGCACUGGCUGCCUACAACGAGGCCUAUGACGUGUUCACAAAGGUCUCUGAAUCAGAUGAAGAAGAUUUCCAAGCUGGGUUCGAGAAUGGAUAUCAUGCCGAGUAUGAUUUGAAUGAGGUUCAGGAAACAGUGUUUGAUCAGCGAACGGAGGAAGAUCUUUAUUCACCGCAGAACAAUGCCUUGGGCUGCAGAAGGGACGAAGGCGAAGAUUGUGCCGAGGACGACGAGAUAGAGAGACUGCUGAUAAAGCAAAUCGUAGAGAAAGCCAGACAAGGCUCACCUGCAGUUUUGAAAGCUCAAAGAGAAUUUUUGUUGUUGAAUAUUGACAAUGAACAUUAACUUAGAAGAUAAAUAGAGAGGCUAAUUUGCAUAAAGAUUAA
Salvia splendens (bonfire salvia) is the source of this 1857-nucleotide messenger RNA. RefSeq lists its product as uncharacterized. Lineage: Eukaryota; Viridiplantae; Streptophyta; Magnoliopsida; Lamiales; Lamiaceae. Bases 56 to 1816 code for a protein of 586 amino acids. The record is from RefSeq and is a predicted model, not a curated record. The transcript has 3 exons. Gene Ontology annotation, biological process: asymmetric cell division.